Molecule: messenger RNA, 522 nt
Organism: Zootoca vivipara (common lizard)
Lineage: Eukaryota; Metazoa; Chordata; Lepidosauria; Squamata; Lacertidae
Product: calcium-binding protein 5
Cellular component (GO): cytoplasm
Molecular function (GO): calcium ion binding; calcium channel regulator activity
Source: RefSeq, a predicted model, not a curated record
AUGCAGAACACCCUGGGACCAGCCUGCAUCUUCCUGCGCAAGGGGAUUGCUGAGAAACAGGGGGAGCGGGAACUGGGAGCAGAUGAAAUCGAAGAGCUCCGUGAGGCCUUCGAUGAGUUUGACAAGGACAAGGAUGGCUAUAUCAGCUGCAAAGAUUUGGGCAACCUCAUGAGGACAAUGGGGUACAUGCCGACCGAAAUGGAGCUUAUCGAACUGUCACAGCAGAUCAACAUGAACCUUGGAGGGCGUGUGGAUUUUGAGGACUUUGUGGAGAUGAUGACUCCAAAGCUGCUGGCAGAGACGGCGGGCAUGAUCGGACUUCAGGAAAUGAGGGAUGCCUUCAAGGAGUUUGACACCAACGGGGAUGGCGAGAUCACUCUGGAUGAGUUGUACCAGGCCAUGCAGAGGCUGAUGGGCGAGCGCCUGACGUCCCGGGAGAUUGCUGAUGUGGUGAAGGAAGCCGACGUCAAUGGAGACGGGACGGUGGAUUUUGAGGAGUUUGUGAGGAUGAUGUCACGCUGA